Messenger RNA from Gadus macrocephalus (Pacific cod), 1465 nucleotides. It is a transcript of the gene tp53rk, whose product is annotated as TP53 regulating kinase. Gene Ontology annotation, molecular function: ATP binding; protein serine/threonine kinase activity. Gene Ontology annotation, biological process: protein phosphorylation. The transcript is spliced from 2 exons. NCBI's taxonomy places the organism in Eukaryota, Metazoa, Chordata, Actinopteri, Gadiformes, Gadidae. The coding region runs from base 45 to 764 and encodes 239 amino acids. Gene Ontology annotation, cellular component: EKC/KEOPS complex; cytosol; nucleus. The record is from RefSeq and is a predicted model, not a curated record.
AAGAACAGCGCUGAAGGCCCAAGGAGAAGAAGACCAAUGUAAACAUGGAGCUGGAGAAGAACAUGGUUGUGUCCGAGUUCCUGAGCAAAGGAAGCGUGUUAAAACAAGGAGCGGAGGCCCGUGUUUACCGAGACGUGUUCCUGGGGAGAUCAACCAUUAUUAAAGAAAGGUUCCCGAAGAAGUACCGCCACCCUCUGUUGGACGAGAAGCUCACCCACCGCAGGACCGUGCAGGAGGUGCGGUCCAUACAGCGAUGCAGAAGAGCUGGCAUCCCCACCCCUGUGGUGUACUUUGUGGACUACACCUCCCACUGCAUCUUCCUGGAGGACAUUGUGGAUUCGGUGACAGUGCGUGACCACAUCGCGGCGACUCGGCAGCGGUCCCAUCCCAGUCCCACCCUGGAGCCCCUGGAGCCGCUGGCCGCCAGGGUGGGCCGGGUCCUGGCCCGGAUGCACGACGAGGAUGUGGUGCACGGGGACCUCACCACCUCCAACAUGCUGCUGAGGAGGAGCGGCAACGGGGAGGCAGAGCUCAGCCUGGUGCUCAUAGACUUUGGCCUGAGUUACAUCUCCGCACUGCCCGAGGACAAGGGCGUGGACCUGUACGUCCUGGAGAAGGCCUUUCUCAGCACCCACCCCAACACGGAGCCGCUGUUCCAGAAGCUGCUGGAGAGCUAUGCCGCCUCUUCCAAGAAGUCCUCGGCCGUCAUCAAGAAACUGGAUGAGGUGCGGCUGAGAGGGAGGAAGAGGUCCAUGGUGGGCUGAGAGGGAGGAAGAGGUCCAUGGUGGGCUGAGAGGGAGGAAGAGGUCCAUGGUGGGCUGAGAGGGAGGAAGAGGUCCAUGGUGGGCUGAGAGGGAGGAAGAGGUCCAUGGUGGGCUGAGAGGGAGGAAGAGGUCCAUGGUGGGCUGAGAGGGAGGAAGAGGUCCAUGGUGGGCUGAGAGGGAGGAAGAGGUCCAUGGUGGGCUGAGAGGGAGGAAGAGGUCCAUGGUGGGCUGAGAGGGAGGAAGAGGUCCAUGGUGGGCUGAGAGGGAGGAAGAGGUCCAUGGUGGGCUGAGAGGGAGGAAGAGGUCCAUGGUGGGCUAAGAGGGAGGAAGAGGUCCAUGGUGGGCUGAGAGGGAGGAAGAGGUCCAUGGUGGGCUGAGAGGGAGGAAGAGGUCCAUGGUGGGCUGAGAGGGAGGAAGAGGUCCAUGGUGGGCUGAGAGGGAGGAAGAGGUCCAUGGUGGGCUGAGAGGGAGGAAGAGGUCCAUGGUGGGCUGAGGGAGAGGGCCGCGGUGGGCUGAGGUCUUCCCCGGAGGCUGUCAAUGGAUAGAGAAGAUCCUCAAAACCCAACAAGCAAAUAUGAAUACAAACACAGAAAGAGACAUCAGACCAAUCCUUCAGCCUUUCUACAGGAUUAAUUGGUGUUUACUGUAAACAAUUCAUGAGCUGCAGCUGUUACCAUUCAAUAAAGCAUUCAAAAAUGUCU